This is a messenger RNA of Lytechinus pictus (painted urchin), 10900 nucleotides long. RefSeq names its product FK506-binding protein 5-like. The coding region runs from base 2335 to 4815 and encodes 826 amino acids. The transcript has 6 exons. Lineage: Eukaryota; Metazoa; Echinodermata; Echinoidea; Temnopleuroida; Toxopneustidae. The record is from RefSeq and is a predicted model, not a curated record.
GGAGGAGGAUCAGCAAGGGCUCUUGUGACAAAUUUAGAAGAUGUUUAAUCACCUACUUCCCCCACUUGUUGUCCUCAUUCAGCUUUACUCUGUGGCUCAUCGCCCCCCCUCCUACUUGCAUGUAUUGGAGUAUCUUAAGUAUUAAUCUUAAAGGUGUCGAUUACUCUCCCAAUGUGACAUGACAUUAGCCCCAUUUACACCAGGAUUUCUUUCUCAGAACGUGGUGAACCUUUUCAUGUUCUUUAAAGCGUACAAGCAUUUAUUCAUAUCAUUAAAUAGAAAUUUGUCAUUUGAAAUGUGUAAUGGAAAGUUGUGAUUUGAUGAUUUUUAUUCAAAAUUUUUGAUUUUGAAAAUGUUUAUCUUUAUUUGCAGUUCAAUCUUUACCUUAUUUACCAAUAUACAAGUGAUAAAAUUAACCAUUUGAUGAGUGUAUUUUUAAAUGACUAAAUAAAGGAAUAGAGAUAUGAUACACUGACUAUGAAAUGAAAUUUGGAAAAAUGAAUAAAUAUUAAACAAACAUGAGUAAGUUAAUGAAAAUGGAAUGAAAACAAAGAUGAAUAUAUAUCAAUAAUUAAAUGAAGAAAAUAUGAUCAAAACUUCUUCCAUUAAAUCCCUGGGAUAAGGAAAUUUUGAAUGAUACCCCAUUCACACAAAAUAAACGGAUAACGAUAAAACAUGCAACCUCAAACUCUUCUAUGUAAAUGCAGGUUUACCUGUUGAAAGUUAAAAUGGCCAUGAAUUGCCUAAGCCUUGUAAACCUUGAUCAAAUAUUUAUGAGUCACAUAUUUUCAAAAAACAUUAAAGGUAAAUAAAGUAAUUGCAGCAAACAAUUAUUUCAUAAGAAAGCCUUUAAAAUCAAGUUUAAUUACCACCAUGUUAUAGAUCUAGAUCUGGUACAUUAAUGUAAACUUAUCUUUGUAAAAUCAUGAAAUCUUAGCUCAAAAUCGAUAAUUCUAAUGAUCACUAACACAGAAAAGCUAAUGUGGGACAGUGUAUUAAUAUUGCUUAAAAAAAUUACCCGACAUUAGAAUGGAAUUCCGUGCUUAUUUUGUUAAUUUCUCAGCAAUUCAGCAAUUUCUUCCAGAGUCAAUUGGCACAUAUUUUUUAUGUAUACAAACACUUGGGUGGUCAUUUUGUUGGAUUCUGUUCGAACUCAUUUUGAGAUCGUUACCACAACUGGUAUUUAUCUUUGAGCACAUUUAGAUACUGUAUAUUCAUGAAUGCACAAGUUUCUGAAGAAAACAAGAGGACAAUUUGAGUCAAAAUCUUACGUUUUCCCCAUAGUAUUUUUCAUAUUAUUCUCAGAGACAUGUAUAAUUCUUUCUUUAUAAUCAGUCAAAAUGUCCUGUUAAAGACUUACUAGAAACGAAAAUUAUGUGAUUCCAAACAUUUAUAAAGGCAGUACUCUGUCACCAAAGUGGAAAUGGUCAAUUUGACAAGAAAAAGGCCGAAGUAGGCAUCAUUUGUCACGUUGGAGGUAGACGCGCAACAAAGCACGUUGUUUCUCGGUCAGUUAGUCAAAGCCGUGAAACGAGCCCUCCAAGGGCAUCGAGCGCAGGCUUUUAAUAGCAGGAAGUUAGUUUAGGGACUCGAGUGGUGUACAUGAAUCAUCGUAUCAUCAAAGUAAAAACAGUUUUCUUUAUCUUGACGCUUGCUGAAAGACAGACAGGGUUCUGCUUCUCGGAGCAAACUGGCAAACCGAACGUAGUAGCACUCUGGGGAAUACCUAUCGGUUCACGCUGCUGCAUCUAUUUUGGAAACUUUACUUGUGACACCAUCAGUCUGUUACCGUACACUGUGAAGAUCAUCAUCCUGGAAUGGAUUCUUGUUGGAAUAAUUCCAUUUAUUAUUUCUGAGUGAUUUAACCUGUGGAUUUUCAUAGCAUCAGAUCUUCCGUUAUCUCUGUCUUUGGACUUCUUCCUAACUUCAUUUGCUCUACAUAUGCCUUGUUGAUAUUCAACGGUUCUUCCAUGCUUGGAAUAACGUCCAAAUUCGUACUUCCGUCUGCUUCUUUGAAACUGCAUCAUCUUGUUUGGGCGAAGCUAGGAGCAAUUAUCAACUCAUCUCUCCUCUCUCUCUCUCCCUCUCUCCUCAACUACGCAAAGCGGUGGCGGCCUCUAUUCUUAGAUAACCUAUUAGGAGUCUAAUUUAGGGUGUAGGUUGGGACGAAGGUGGGUUUAGGGGGUAGUUUUUAUUUACGGGAAUGAAAUUUGUAGAAUUAGUCUGUUAGGAUAGAGAGAUCAUAGGAAAACCCUCCCUCUCUUUCUUGUCCGAAUCUUCCAUGUCGGAAAAGUUCUUUAGUUUUCUCUGUUUGGGAAAAGUUAGGUAGUUCUCAUGCCUGUAACCCAUAUUCAUUCCUCGCUACAGAAGAGCUUUACGAGCAUCGGCGUCAAGGAGAGCCAAAAUGUCACAGCCGACAUGAAGAGAUUAAAAACAGAUAAUCCCGGUGAUGUCGACCUUGAUCUCAUCAAGUCAUCAAAGCUAUUAUCAAGCUCAGCGGCCAAACACAGAAUAUCUGUAGCCCCCUCUAAUAGGAGACCUAGUAAAAAAGCUCGUGCUCGGACGCCACAGAAGCGGUCCAGCAGUCGACUUGACGAUGCCCCCUCCCCAAUAGCAGAAGAGCCCUCUACCCCCACAAAGAGCCCCGCCCCUAUCGAUCUUGACAGUGAGUUACCUUUCCCCGGCGUGGCGCUUUCUACAAGCCCCGCCCAACAACAUUCCAAUGGCUCCACUUCCAAACCGAAGGGCCUGGGGCCCAUGGUCCUCCCCGCCCUGCCCCCGUUUGGCCCAAAGGGUAGUAGAGGUAGGGAAAUAGAAUCUACACCCAUCUCAGAUUCUUUAUCCAGAAAUUCAGAUUUACCCUCUGAUAGUGCAAUAUUCCCCCCUCAGAAAGCUGAGAGUGUAAGCGAUAGGAGUAAGAUAGAUGCCUUAGAGAAUCAGAAAAAUGGUCAGGACAUAGGAACAGAGAAGGGUAGGCAUGAUGAUAUAGAGAAGUUGCUUGAUGUUGAUCCAAGCUUGUUUGGGGAUGAUGCUAAGGUAAAGGAAGAUGGCAGUACUACUAAUAAGGUGGGAGGGGUGGAAGACAACGGUGAGGUGCCGUUCAAGCUUGGGGGAGAUGGGUUGAUGGACGCUGGUAGCGUGGAAGAGCAGGGACACGGAGGGGUUGGGGAAGGGUUGGGCAUUGCCGACUUGGACCUCCUGGUGGACCUGCCGGAUCCGCUGGAUCUGGGCAAGAACAUGUUCGGGGUGGAGACGAUCAUGGAGGAGGAUGAGGAGGUGGAGACAGGAGAGGAGAUGGAAGGGAGCGACGACUUCCUGGAGGACGAAUCCUCUGCGGAGGAGUUUGAGGUGGAGGAAGAGGCGAAGGAAAGAGUGAAAGUAGGGACUGUGGCCGCCAUGAUUAGUAGUGUCGAAGAAGAGAUAAGGAAGAGUCCGCCGGAAAAGGGCAAGGGUAAAGUGAUGGUUGUGGGGAGGAAGGAGGAGAAGAAAGAAGAAAUGCAGGAUGCUAUUAAAAUGGAGGAAGGAUUGGAUGUUGGGAAGAAAGAUGAGCUUUGUAGCUCGGUCAAAGAGGAUAAAUCCGAAUCACCAUCCUCGCAUGGAGUUAAGAGGGUGGUGGAUGAUCACGUUGCUAUGGAAACAGAUACCACUAAUAAUAAAGAUGAUGAUAACGAUAUUAAUGAUAGUAAUUAUCCAGGAAUCGGUGGAAGGCUCUCCCCUGAGGACUCAGUCAUGGGCUCUGUCAAGUUGACCCGUGAAGACAAGGAGGAAGGAGACGCACCCAAGAAUGAUGGAGUACCUAUUGUCAUCAUCGAGUCCCCAUCUUCGGAUGACCUCAAGACUAGCCUGGAUGCCACCCUUGAAGGGAACUCCCAGGAAGAAGUGGAGGAGGAGCCUAUGAUUCUGCCUCAGGUACCCAAAGAAGUCAUCAUCAUCAUGAAGGAUGACCCAGCCAAGAAAGAGGACGCAGGUACCAAAAAGGAACCAGAGAAAGAGGCGAAACCCAGCACCCCUACAACACCCGAACCGCCAGUAACACCGGUAGAGACGACACCCCCUGAGGAGGAUGCAGCUGCUGCGUCACAACCACCACCACAGAUGAAGAAAAAGGAGGAGGUGGAGAAGGAGAGCACCGAGACGGAGAAAGACGUGGAAGAGGUGAAGAAGGAGGAGGUGCCCGACGACGCCGAGGAGAGGCGGUUGAGUGUCGCGGCCAGCAAGGCUCUCUUCGAAGCCAAGAUCCCCGCUGCCUCAGAGCCGACUAAGUCAAGCAACAAGGUGGUUGUCAACGGCUACGGUGCACAGAAGACGGAUGUGAGGCGGACCAGCCAACCCAGCGAGACUAUUCCUGAGACCAAAGCUGAAGCUGAUACCAAGCUUUCGGAGAAGGAAGAGAAGAAGGCAGAGAAGGAGGAGGAGAAAGAAGAGAAGGAUGAUGGAAAGGAAGAACAUGAUCAGGUUUUUGCCAAUAAGGAGGAAGCAGAAGAAGCUAAAGAAGAACCAGUCAGUCUCAAAGAUAGAAUCUCGAGGUUUCAGAACUUGGCCACAAAGACGUCGGUGAAGGGCCUCACAGCUCACGUCCCAACAAGAAGUAGCCCUUCGAAGCAGCGGCCUGCCUCAACGAGCAACAUCGAGAACAAGGAGUCGCCCAAGAAGCUUGCCCCAAAGGUGAAAGAUGAUUUCUCCUCCCCAACUGACACACUAGACUUGGUAGACCAGCCUAAAACUAGAGGUUCCGUCAAAGCCCUCAUCAACAAGUUCCAACAAACUCAAAGGGUCAACGGCACCCACAACGGGACCCUCCAGACUGUCCACUAAUCCCUCGUCGUCCUCGCGGCCGCCCCUCCAGCCCAUGAUCGACUGUUGCAUGGUGUGCGAGAAGUCCGCCUACCCCAACGAGAUGAGCAAGUUCGAAGGUCGGGUCUUCCACCGGACGUGCCAGAAGUGCAGCGAGUGCAGCAGGACCUUGACCCUGUGGAACCUGGAUAUCGCGGACGAUCGUCUCUUCUGCAAGCAGCAUGGCACGGUGGUCAAGAACAAACAACUCAAGGAGAAACUGAUUAUAUGAAAUUAAAGCAGAUGGAGUUCCGAGCCAGACUGCCUUUGUUCAUCAAAUGUCCCUUCCCCUAAUCUGCUUGAAGACAUGGACUAUCCAUGCAACACUUCCUUCGCUCAUCAGAUAUUCCUUUAUCCCUUCGCAGGAAGAUUGAGACUAUCUGUGCAACAAUAUCUUCACACAUUAAAUGUCCCUUUUCCUCUGAUCUGCAGGGAGACCUAGCCUUGGCGUACAAGACUGCCUUCACUCUUCAAAUGUCCUUUUCCCUCUUUGCUAGAAGGCCAGACUUGGAGCAAUAAUGUUUCCUGGUGUGCUUGACACUCCUGCAUUAAGGGCCCUGCUAAUCUCCCCAAAUCUUCUCAUGCCUACAUAACAGUCUAUUGGUAGCAGAUCCAGUUGGGGGAGGAGGUCCUAUCAACAAAAUGUGAAAGUUGUUGAUAAAGACAAUAGAAAACUGUUUUAAAAGUUAGUUGGCCCCCUUCAAUCUUGGAUCUGUCACCUCUCCCCAUUUCCAAACAUUGUACGCAACGCCUGGUGAUUUCACACCAUGUGACGGUUCCAUUCAGACAAUGUUCUCAUGCAUUGCUUGUCAUUUACUUCUCUGGACCAGACAAGGUAGCCAGUAGCCGGUGUCAAACAAUUCUUGUUGAUGUUUAGGUUAAAACUCGCCUUUUCAUCAGCUGGAUAAUUUUUGCCAUGCGGUGAUGAUACUACUGUAAAACGAAUGCCACAAGGCAUCUACAUCUACUAGUAUCGUGAGAUGAAAACUGAAAAAAUGUUAGAUAAUUUGAUGGACAAUAUUCUUUGAUGUACUUGGACAGAAUAGCAAGCUUGCAGAUUUGGUAGCACUUUGCUGACUUUCCACUUUUUAGUGGUUGCAGAAAGAUUUAUUUUCACAUCAUCACAACGGAGACUGACUGAUAUUUAGCAUUUUUCAUUUGACUGAUGUGUAGAUUCAAGUAGUUCCCAGCACACGUGCACACCAAAUUAUUCAAACAACACUUUUUUUUUUAAAUCAUGUAGAAUGUUGUGUGCUACCAUAUUCAUUUACAUGCAUGUAGCUUUGUUGCGCUGUUAAAACAUUUUAUCUCAAAAAUUUAAACAUUUUAAGGGCGGCUCAGAAAAAGCUGCAUUUCAGAAAUAUACUCUGGUGGCAACCUUAUAUUGUCUGAGGAGAGUCUCCUAAUUCCUUUAGAAAACUCUAUAUAGGCAAAAGGUAAUUGCUACUUAUGUCAUAACUCUAAAAUCAGGUGUUCUGAUUUUAGAGUUAUAUCUAAAUUUUGAGUUCCAAUCUUUUAACAGCCCAGUGGUGUGGACAUCACCAACUUUGCUACAUUUAGUAUAGGAGACGAGUGUUGGGUUAAGGUUGUAAACAAAGUUGUACCUACAGAGGGAAAAAAAAGGUUUAGGAAAGUAGCAGAAGAAUUUAUUGCGGUUUUCAAUCACCUGGUGGGUGUUUCAUAAAGUCGUUCGUAAGUUAAGAGCGACUUCAAGAAUGACUGGUGAUCCUUUCUUAUGGUAAAUGAUUUUCACCAUUGAAUGUUCAAUGGUGUAUUUUUAGCACGUAAGAAAGGUUCACCAGUCAGUCUUAAAGUGGCUCUUCACUUACGAACAGCUUUAUGAAACACCCCCCUGUAUUUGAUUAGCAUAAGCUUGCCUAGUUUCAUAGAGACACACUUAUUCACACGUUCUUUCAUCUAAAAGUACAUGUAUGCACUCACGCUGUUCAAAGUUAAUCCAAAAACCUGUUACCAAUUUGAGCAACACAUGGGAUAUUAUUGCUGGCAUCAAAAAACUCAUUAUUUGAUCCAAAUAUUUGAAAAAUAUUACCAGAAUUUUGUGCUUUUGAUGGUGGUGCUGAAAACAUGAACAAAAUGAAGUACCAGUCGUUUUUCAGUAGUUCAGAGAGAGUUAAAGCACUUUAGGUGACCUACAUCACUUGCAAGGUUGCAUGUGUCAAAUGCAUUCACAUGACUUGUCUCAUAACGAGACAUAUUUAGGUGCAAUUGGAUUGAGUUAUUUUCUCAGUUUUCUAAAACAAUACCCUGUAAUGUGUUUUAUAUGUAAAUAAUGUGAAUGAUGUAUAUGUAUGUCUAGGAUGAAACAAAUAUUAACAAUAUAUGAGCAGAAAUAACAUUUAUAUUUUGUACGUUUGACAUAUAAUCAGGAAUUUUGUAUCUUUGGAUGUUGUGGGUUAAGGCUGAAUUUAUAUUUCAUCUGUUAUGCACUCUUUUGUAAAAUUUUCAGAUCGUUGAAUCGUAGUGACUGUAUACACGAAACUGUAUGGUUCAUAUUAUUUUCUUUCUUGAAACGUGUAGUGCCCGUAAUUUGUCGGGUGAAUCUUUCUGAAUCCUUCUUUGCUUUGAAAAGGAGCCAUUGUGUGCUUAAAGUUGUAUUUUUGUAAGAGCCAAUAUGUUUUGUAGCUGAGCAGUGUGUUGGUUUUCUUUACAAUCAGAGACAUUUUCAUUUCAACAUAGAAUUUUGAUGCCAUAUUUUCAUUUUUUUUCUUUGAAAAAAAAAAUGAUUCAAACAUUACAGUAGAGACAGUUUUGAGUAGACCUACUUUUAACCAAAGAAAGUCAUUGCAUUCAUUAAGUCAAUUACUAACAGGCAAAUCAAGGUGGGCAUGUCCCUCUACAUACAAACUAGCACAGAUAAAUCUGAAAAAAAAAAUUGUCAUCCAUUUCCCAUCUAAUGUUCAAAUGUGCUAUUUGUGUUCUCUCUAUUUCAAAAUCCUGGGCCCGAUGCUGAUUGAUAUGUAAUUAGGAAAAUCAUCUUCUUUGAAAGCUGCAUAUAGUGAUAAUGAGUUUGAUGCUGACAAGAAAAUAUGGAAAUAUGAUUUUCUUUUUUUUUAAUUACUAGUUCAUGCACACACACUGUUAUGAUUAUGACAAUUUCAUAAAGCACACAGAGGCAUCUCUUUUAUUGAUUGUUUGAUGUAAUGUAAAAUUUGAUUUGUUGUCCAAAUACAUGUUCUCUUUCACUAUUUCACAUUCCUUUUUGGGAGGGGGCUCUUCUUUUAGAAAGUAGUAUUUGUAUGAUUCAUCGAUAUUAUCUUUGAAUAAAACUCUUUGAUGAACAGUCUGAAGAGGUUGUAUUUAAUAAUUAGUUGUAGUGCAAUGAGAUAAAAAUAAUAUGCUUUCCAAGGAGUUGCUUUAUAUUUUUGUCUUUGUAUUACUGAAUUUUAUCCCAUGGUUGACAAGAAAAAAAACUGAAAUUACAUGUAUUAUGGUAGCUAAUCUCAUUUUCACUGUAAAGCAUAACAAAUAUAUUCUCUGUGGAGAUUAAAGGAAUAAGUAUUCAAAUAAAAUAAGUAAAAACACGAUAUUCAAUUAAUGUAUUCUCUUUUUUAAAGCGACUUGGUUACUAUUCUACAUUUUAUGAAACAAACAUCCCAUAAAUGUAUUCUUAAAUCACAAGAUAUUCAUCGAAUGUAUUCUCUAUUUUUUGAAGCAAAAUGAAAAAUAAAAACAUUCCAUGUUUUAUUGACUUUCAUUGUGAUUCAUUUAUGUAUUCCAAUUUAUUUUUUUUCUCAUUUCUUUGCUACUAUCAAUUUCAUUUCUGUUUUCUAAUGUUUUUUAGGGUAUAAGAAAGGCUCCAUUUUGGCUGGUCCUUUUCAGGACCAACACAUGCUCACAGAAAAUACAUGAUGUACCAUGAAGCCGCUGUUAUUCAUCGCCAUAGAAACCUGCAGAAAUUAAUACAGUCAAAAUGGUUCCUACAUAUUGUAUUUGCUUAACUUUUUUAUCUAAUGGGAAUCGUUUUUUUUACAUUUCAAGUGAUCAAUCGCUUGAUUCAGAAGUCUUUAGUUUAAUAGAUAGGUUGUGAAAUUAAAGUUUGAUUUAUUAGCAGUUGGGUUUCUUUUAUCAAUUUCAGUAUACACAUUAGAAGCAAAUUACAGCAAAAAUAUGAUGCAUUUGAGUUUAGUGAACUGCUAGUCAACUAUUUAUAUUCAAUCAUUUAUGUAUUCUCUUCAUAAUGAACAUUUAUUUUAGUUCUUGUGAUCAUAUAUAAUAACAUUUUUAUACCAAUGAAGUGCAGUGGAUUUAAGUUGUUUUAAUCAUGAGUCAAUUAAUGAAAAGAAAACAAAUUAUGGAUAUGUGGUAUAUUGAAAUGCAUGUGUUACAAGUGCCUGCAAUAUAGGUAAAUACCACAUCGUGCCUACAAUAUCCAAUAAGUAGUAAUAUUAUUGGUGAGGUAAGAGAAAAUGCCCAUCAGGCAUGCCAGAUAUGGAGGGAAAAAAUAAUUUAAAAAAAAGUUAAAUGUUCAAAUGUUUUUUUCAAUCCAGAAAAUGUUAGAUUUUGCACAAGAAAAAGGGGGAGAACGCUACUUGGUCUGGCUUUGACAAUGACUUGAAAGAAAUCACCGCACUUGGUCGUUUGAUUGUUUAAAUAUGAACACUAUUGUAUUUUAAAAACACAGUCAUCUUCAUAUGGUUAAGCUAAUGUUUUUCACUUAGUCGCAUAAUAGUUUUAUCCAAAAGGACAGUUUUCACAAAUAUGUCAUGUUCAACUUUAAGAGAAAAGGGAAUUUCUAGUCUCUCUCUGUGUCUUACUUGAUGUUUUCUCUCCUAACUUGGAAACUUGGAGAAGUAUACCCCUCCUAGAAGUAAAGCCCCUGUACUGAUAAGUUGAGGCCAAAUUUGCGACCAUUCCGAUGCCAUACAACACUUUAUGAUCAAGGACAUGCAAAUAAUCACACGUUCAAUUGUAACAUUGGUUUAAUAUAGGAAUGGAUAGGUCAAACUUUGGUAUUAGAUUUUUUUCUUCUUCAUAUUUGUAUAAGAUGUAUAUGUUUCAAUUGGAAUGUUUUCCCUUGUAGUGUUUAUGUACUUAAGCACGCAAGACUUAUAAAACCAGCAUGUAUUCAUAUAACUUCAAUGUAGUUUAGACCAAUUAGUAUUCCAUACGACAUGCAUACCUCAUUUUUGCAUGUCUCUGCAUGUUUUCUUUAUUAAACACAUUCAAUAGAUUUUGAAUUCCUAAUGGUGAUGUUUCAAAUUGAGGAAAGACAUGCCAGAUUUUAUACGACAAGCCUUAAUCGUGUCACAUUUCUAUAAUUAUUAUUGUGGAGUAGCAUAACAUCUCUCUGUGUAUAUAAUGAUUCAUAUAUAUUCAUAUGAUAUUGUAUUACAAAUAUUCUCUUUAUAGAUGAAAAGAAAAAUCAAAUCAAAUUUUUUUUGUGUAAAUAUACUCAAGAAUUUCCUCUUAGAUGUCAUGUUUUGGUAAUCAAUGAAUACAAAAGAAUCAUCUAUAUGGGCACAUCGGUUCCAUGACAUUUGCUCUGGCGAACAAUUGCUCCGGCGACAAUUGUUCUGAUGGAAAAUCUGUACAUUAAGCGAAACAUAAAACCUAACCACCAAAACUAUAUAAAACCCUAAUCCUAAUCUUUACAUUAUUCUGAACUAAUAACUACUACAAUCCUGACUCUAAUCCUAUUCCUUCUGAGUUAUUAAAACCGGAGCAAUUGUCGCAGGAGCAAAUGUUGUGUCACAAAUGUGCCAUAUACUUUUCGUAAAUGUUAGUAAUGUUUGUGAAUAUUGUAAAUACUAGUAAAUUACAUUAUAUAAGCCAUUGUGUAAAUAAUUACCCGUAUGAGGCAUGGAAAUUGUAACGAUAUGAAAUGUAGGACAUACAGUAUUCGUGUAUCAUGUUCAGUCUAUUUAGAUAUGUAUGCGACAGUAUCAGUUAUGUGUUGAUAUUUCUUCUCUUUGUAAACACUUUCUCUUUUUUUGUACCAGUGUCCACUUAUCCUUGUUUUGUAAAUCUCUCACAUGCGGUGCUAGUUGAGAAUUUGACCAAGAUAGAAAUAAAUAAAGAUGUGAGCUUAUUAUACUGAUUAACAUUA